GAAAAUGUAAGUUUAUUAUUAUCUCUUACCAACAGCAGCAUUAUGUGUUCGAUCGUCAGCCAUUUUUCUAAUCUUCCAUCCAUUCUUAUUCGCUUCAUCCGUUCGUAUACAUAACCUAGUAUGCCCUUAACGAAGCGGUGAAUUUAAAGAAAUGAGUGUCAACGAUUUAUUGUGAUUGUUAUGAUAUUCGAACUUUGUGUAUUGUUCAAUAUUAUAGUAAAUACUGUAGUAAACAUUAUAGUAAACACUUGUUUGAUAAGAACGAACUAUACAUAUAACGUAUAAAUAAAUCAAAUAAGUGCAUUUACUAAGUUAAUAUUUAGACAAUUCGAUCUUCCUUCUUUAUAAAUUUCUUUCUUUGAUAAAUAAGAAAGUAUAAAAGCAAAAAGAAUGAGUUAUGCAAUAUUACAUCGAUUAGUGCUGAUACCAUAUAGGCAGAACAUAAAUUUUGCUAUUUAUCGCAAGGUUGAAAAUGUUUUUAUGUUCUUCCAGGAGAAGAUUACUAUACCGAUAGCUUAUUCUGUAAAUAUGAAUGUAUGUAUUUCGUAUAGAUCUUUUUAUAAUAAGUGUCAGCUUCUCAAAAAUGUUAUUAUAACUAAUAAGAAAGGAAUUCAAGAGAAUAUUUCUACACUUCAGUUAAAAAAGAGACCUAUAUGGAAAAAUAAAUCUGUUGUAGGAGAAGAGGUAUCUUUAAUUCCUGGAGCUUGGAUCAUAAAAGCAUUAGCUACAGCAGAACAGUAUAACUUGGAAAGCUUAGAAAUUGGACUUUUGAAUCAACAACUAUAUAUACCUCAUAAAAUUUGUACAUCUACAAAUCCUCUACCAGAUGUUAUUCAUGCAAUAGCAAAAUAUGAAGUAGGACAUGAAGCGAGAGAAUUAUAUUUUUUCCGAGAGGGUACAAUUGUCAUGUGGAAUGUUUCUGAUUUGGAAAGUGGGAACAUAUUACAAUUUUUAAAACAUUAUGAAGAAAAUAGUUAUACAUUAGAAUUAAUUCAUGCUGAAAGCGAAUUAAUGACUUAUAUGUAUACGGAGAGUGGAAAGAAAUGUCAUAUCAAGGAUGGAAAUAUAAUACUUACACGGGAUGCUACAAAUUUGGAAAAAUAUACAUUUUCCAAUGUAAUUGCACAGUCUGUAAAACUUGGAAUUUGGGAGACAUCAUUAGGUCAUUAUAUAAAUACGGUAGAAUUUGUAACAGAAGAUUUAAGAACUGGUAAAAAAUUGCGAAUGUCGCAACGCGAAGUCCUUAGAAAACAGGGUGAAUUAUUUGCAUUAAGACAUUUAAUUAAUCUAAGUUCAGAUUUAUUGGAUACUCCUGAUUUUUAUUGGGAACGAGACGAUCUAGAAAGCUUAUAUCAACAAAUAUAUGGAUACUUCAAUAUAGCAAAGCGUACAAAGGUAAUGAAUGAAAAGCUAAAUCAUUGCGUGGAGCUCGUCGCAAUUCUUUCAAGUCAUUUGAGCGAUCGACAUCAUAUUCGCUUGGAGUGGAUGAUCAUAGUUCUUAUAAUGGUAGAAGUUGCAUUUGAAAUAUUACAUUAUGUAGAUAGAUAUCUUGUAAAAUAGAUAUUACCAUAGUUUUCCUAUGCAUAUAUUAUGCACAUAUUGUUAAUAUGUAUAGAAUUCAUACAUUCAUCAAACUAUUGUAUAUAUAUUGUAAAAUUUAUUUUAUAAGGCAAAUAUAUAUGUUAUUUUGUUCA
Molecule: messenger RNA, 1694 nt
Organism: Vespula vulgaris
Lineage: Eukaryota; Metazoa; Arthropoda; Insecta; Hymenoptera; Vespidae
Product: required for meiotic nuclear division protein 1 homolog
Exons: 5
Coding region: 391-1560 (389 amino acids)
Biological process (GO): positive regulation of mitochondrial translation
Source: RefSeq, a predicted model, not a curated record